Messenger RNA from Solea solea (common sole), 795 nucleotides. RefSeq names its product isotocin-neurophysin IT 1-like. Gene Ontology annotation, molecular function: neurohypophyseal hormone activity. The transcript has 4 exons. Lineage: Eukaryota; Metazoa; Chordata; Actinopteri; Pleuronectiformes; Soleidae. Gene Ontology annotation, cellular component: secretory granule; extracellular region. The record is from RefSeq and is a predicted model, not a curated record. The coding region runs from base 115 to 567 and encodes 150 amino acids.
AAGCUCUGGAAGUAUAUAAGACAUGCCGUUGGCACCAGGAAACAUACGAGAAUCAUUCAGGAGCAUCUGAAACAAGAACUUGAAGUCUUCACUGAUUUAAAUCUCUCCGCAGAAAUGACUGGAGCCGCUGUAUCCGUGUGCCUUCUUUUUCUUGUGUCUCUAUGUUCGGCGUGUUACAUCUCAAACUGUCCCAUUGGUGGGAAGAGGUCCAUCAUGGAUGCACCCCUUCGCAAGUGCAUGUCCUGUGGCCCAGGAGACAGGGGCCGCUGCUUCGGCCCCGGUAUCUGCUGCGGUGAGGGCCUGGGCUGCCUGCUGGGCUCCCCAGAAACAGCUCACUGUGUGGAGGAGAACUACCUGCUGACCCCCUGCCAGGCAGGAGGGAGACCAUGUGGAUCUGAGGGAGGACGUUGUGCAGCUGCAGGUCUCUGCUGUGAUGCAGAGGGUUGUGCCACCGACCAGUCCUGUGACGAGGAAGGAGAUGAUUUCGAAGGUACUGACUCCAGUGACAUCAUCCUAAGGCUGCUGCACCUGGCCGGUCACGCCUCUCCUCAUCAAAUCCACAAGUGAGCUGUUUCUGACGCAGGCCCCAGGAAACUAUCCCAGAUGUUGAGCUGAAAUUGGACUAGUUGUAGUUCAAAUCUUUGUAUUUCUAUGUUUGUCAUCAUCACUCUGAAUUUGCUCUAUCUGUAUUUCUGUAGAGUGCCUUUGUCAAUAUAUUUUUCUGUAUGAAAAUGGGAUGAAUAUGGACAGCGGUCAUCCAGAUAUCUGCAUGUUGAAAUAAAGUUUUGAGAGAGU